Messenger RNA from Ctenocephalides felis (cat flea), 1226 nucleotides. Its product is annotated as skin secretory protein xP2-like. The record is from RefSeq and is a predicted model, not a curated record. The annotation marks the transcript as partial. NCBI's taxonomy places the organism in Eukaryota, Metazoa, Arthropoda, Insecta, Siphonaptera, Pulicidae. The transcript has a single exon.
UUACAGGUGGUUCUAGCAGCAUCCGCUGCCAUUGUUCUGGCGGCCGAUAAUAAAGAGAAAACUUCUGCCACUGGCGAAGAAAAGAAACAGGAUAAGCGAGGAAUAUUUGAAUUUGGUGUUCAUGAUUUUGGAGGCGGUGGACAUGACAUCGGCGGUGGUCAUGACUUCGGCGGUUCUUCCGGCGGCGGUGGUCACGAAUUAGGCGGUGGCGGUCACGAUUUCGGCGGUCACGACUUUGGAGGCUCUUCCGGCGGUGGUCACUCAUUUGGUGGUCAUUCAUUUGGUGGAUCUUCAGGAGGCGGUCAUGAAUUUGGUGGUCACGAUUUUGGAGGUCAUGAACACAAGGAACAUAUUAAAACAGUGACUGUUGUUAAGAAGAUUCCAGUACCUUAUACCGUAGAGAAAAAGGUCCCAUAUACAGUAGAGAAAAAAAUUCCCUACGAAGUCAAGGUACCAGUGCCACAACCUUACAAUGUAGAGAAGAAAGUACCUUAUCCAGUAAAGGUUUACGUUAAAGUACCGGUGCAUGUUCCACAACCUUACACCGUUGAGAAAAAGGUCCCUUAUGAAGUGAAGUACCCCGUAGAUAAACCCUAUGAAGUCAAAGUAUACGUACCUCAACCAUACACCGUCGAGAAAAAGGUACCAUAUGAAGUGAAAGUUCCUGUUCCCCAACCCUACACUGUUGAGAAGAAAGUACCUUACCCAGUAGAAGUUAAAGUACCUGUUCCCCAACCUUACACCGUAGAGAAGAAAGUACCUUAUGAAGUCAAGGUUCCUGUAGACAAACCAUAUACAGUUCACGUGCCAAAACCAUACCACGUCACCGUCGAAAAACCUUACCCAGUGUAUGUAGAGAAAAAGGUCCCAUACGAAGUUAAAGUGCCAGUAGACAAACCAUACACAGUCGAAAUCAAGAAACCAGUACCAUACGAAGUAAAGGUACAAGUACCACAACCUUACACUGUCGAGAAAAAGGUUCCAUACACUGUCGAAAAACCAGUACCUUACGAGGUUAAGGUUCCAGUAGACAAGCCUUAUCACGUCUACAAAGAGGUCCCGUAUCCAGUUGUUAAAGAGGUGCCUUAUCCAGUCAAAGUACCAAUCCACGUUCCAGUACAUUUGCCAAAGGAGAGCCAUUCAUGGGGAAGCGAACACUCCGGAGGAUAUGGACAUCACUGAAGCCAAAACAAGAUGUAGUUUUUAAUUAUUUGUUGAUAACACAA